AUGGGAGCAGAAUUUGAUGGCUCUGCCCAAGGUGAUUUGUGCAAGAAAGGGAAUACACUGUCUAAUGCAGAAGACUCAGCUAACUUGGGGGAAACCCUAGUUUCGUUCCUUGUUGAUAGAACCACAAAAGUGCAUCUGUCUGAUUCUGUUUGCACAGAGAAGCUUGGCCCAGAUAAGGUAGAUUUACCGUCAGAACUUUAUGAAUAUGAUAAUAAAAGAAAUGAAGUUUCCAAUCAUGCUCCAAUGCUUGGUGGUUUAUCUAAAGAGUCAGCUAUCAUAAAAGGACUAAUUUCAUUUUCACUGGCUGAUCAUAUAGGUUUGCCAAGAUACAAAGGUGUUCUUCUUUAUGGUCCACCUGGAACAGGGAAAACUUCUCUUGCCUCUUCCUAUGCCUAUGAUGCAGGAGCCAACCUUUUCACAGUCAACGGACCAGAGAUCAUUAGUAAUUAUUAUGGUGAAAGUGAGCAAUCUCUGUAUGAUGUUUUCAGUUCAGCUAAGAAAGCUGCGCCUGCUGUGGAGUGCCAUCUCCAGCAGAGGAUGGACAUACUUCGCCACCUUCUAAUUGGAGUUCACCACUCUCUCAGUAAUGAGGAACUUGAGUCUAUUGCUCUAGACACCCAUGGGUUUGUGGUUGCUGAUCUAGCUGCACUAUGCAAUGAGGCUGCAUUGAUUGCUCUUUGCCGUUUCAUCAGCCUAAGAGAAAAUUCGAGUCUACAACUUGGUCAUCCUGACUCUAGUGUAGAUAAGUUUGUUUGA
Messenger RNA from Miscanthus lutarioriparius, 756 nucleotides. Lineage: Eukaryota; Viridiplantae; Streptophyta; Magnoliopsida; Poales; Poaceae. The record is from the annotation of a GenBank genome assembly.